GUCUGCACCCAUUUUUCUCACCGUACACAGCUCAAAUAUUUAUCUCUAUAUUCUCUGGAGGAUGUAUUAAACCCAAGAAAUAUUCAUCAUGGGAAUUAGCUCGUUCAUAUUUAACAUUUUAAAUCCCUUACUUCAACCUCCCCCCGGAGAAAAUGGGGCCGAAGGUGUGCGAAAUACGGGGCAAAUUUUGGCGAUUAAGGCCAUAUCACGGCUCACCUUUUAUCCCAGCCUGUUCCACAAUGUCAUCAAGGCUUGGACGUCAGAAAGGAAUUGGUAUGAUCGGAUCGACGAAAACGUGAUACUCGGUGCCCUUCCGUUUCGUGGGAUGGUGGAUGAACUCAAAAGCGAAGGCGUCACGGGGGUCGUCUCGCUAAAUAAGGAUUUCGAGUUGUGGAUGUUCUCGCAUGGCAAAGAGGGCUGGGAGAAAAACCAGGUGCCCUUUUUGCAGCUAGAAACCCGAGAUAAUUUCGAGGCCCCGAGUCAAUCAAAGCUGAAAGAAGGGGUCGACUUCAUUAUGAAAUCGAGAGGGACGAUCUACGUUCAUUGUAAAGCUGGCAGGACGCGGAGUGCGACGUUAGUAGCGUGCUAUUUGAUGCAGAAAAACAAGUGGACACCUUCCCAAGCGAUAGCUCACUUGACGGAGUGCAGAUCACACGUAUUCUUAGGGCCAGCACAAGUAAAAGCAAUCCAUACAUAUUACGAGGAGAAUGUAGCAGAACGGAUGCAACUGAUGCAAGAUGCACUAUAAUGUUUUUCAAAUUUUCUUUGGAAAUAUAAAAUUUCAAAAAGGAAAA
This is a messenger RNA of Folsomia candida, 794 nucleotides long. Its product is annotated as phosphatidylglycerophosphatase and protein-tyrosine phosphatase 1. Gene Ontology annotation, biological process: protein dephosphorylation. Gene Ontology annotation, molecular function: phosphatidylinositol-4,5-bisphosphate 5-phosphatase activity; protein tyrosine/serine/threonine phosphatase activity; phosphatidylglycerophosphatase activity. The coding region runs from base 89 to 748 and encodes 219 amino acids. The record is from RefSeq and is a predicted model, not a curated record. The transcript is spliced from 3 exons. NCBI's taxonomy places the organism in Eukaryota, Metazoa, Arthropoda, Collembola, Entomobryomorpha, Isotomidae.